UUCGCUGAAUAGCACUUUUUUGGAUACAGAAACAACUGUGUGUAGGCUAUAGCCACAACUUGCGAGGAGUUCCGUUGCCGCACAUCAAUACCCGAACGUUAAAAGGGAAGAGCGAGGCGAGGGGAAAAGGACUGACGGUACCCAGAGCAUCUUUCCGGGGCUAUCAGAGAUGGAGAGGGGAAUAAGAUUCAGCCCAAAUUGGCGCCGCGCUGCUUGUUUCCUGCCUUUGAUUCUGUGCUUUUUCGUUCCGUUGGCCAAAACGGAGAUAACUUGCAGAUCAUGCCAGCCCCUGGACAAGACGAAUUCGCGGGAAUUACUGCUGAAACUGGACACACUAGAAUUCGCAACAGGGUCCGGAGGGGAAGUUGUCGAAUAUGGAGACGGGGCAGCAGGUUUUAAUUCCGAGAGUGGUGAAACUCGCCGGUCUGAUUGCGCAGCUAAGUCAUCUAAAUGCGGCGCGGGUCAAGGGAAAUUCUCUCAUUCCAAGCGAAAGCGGAAUAUUGACAGGCACUAUUUGCAGAAGAAAUCCGUCCACGGAAGCGGGGCUAAUGAAGGGGGAGAAUCUGACAAAAGCCAGAAUAAAGUUGCACAGCCCCAGUUUAACGGUCGCAAGGUAGCAGCUUUCGGGAGAGCACACACUAACGCAACUCCCACUGCCCCCGAUAAAUUAUACACGCGCAGAUUUCGUAGGAGCAGCCGGGGACAGGAGAUCAGAAAUAAUCGUGAAAAGUCACCUGCUUCAUUUUUUUACACGGAGCCGCACGCGGACAACGUCCAGCGUGAGGGCACUGUCGUGCAGGCUGUGCGUCGGUUCCGCCGCUCCGACUCGCGAUGGAGAGGGGACGAACGGAGAAUGGCCAAUUCAAGGCAGGACGAGCUGAAACUUACCAGCUCAACCUUUGCAUUGACCGGAGACUCUGCCCAUAACCAAGCCAUGGUACACUGGUCAGGGCAGAACAGCAGUGUGAUCCUGAUGCUGACGAAGUUCUACGACUUCAAUCUGGGCAGUGUGACUGAGAGCUCCCUGUGGCGGUCAACCGACUACGGGACCACUUACGAGAAGCUAAACGAGAAGGUGGGGGUGAAGACAAUCCUCAGCUACUUGUACGUCAGUCCCAACAACAAGCGCAAGAUCAUGCUGCUGACGGACCCGGAGGUGGAGAACAGUCUGCUCAUCAGCACGGACGAGGGGGCCACGUACCAGAAGUACCGCUUGAGUUUCUACGUCCUCAGCCUGCUCUUCCACCCCGAGCAGGAGGACUGGAUUCUCGCCUACAGCCACGACCAGAAGCUGUACAGUUCUAUGGAGUUCGGUAGGAGAUGGCAACUGGUUCACGAACGUGUCGCCCCCAAUCGAUUUUACUGGUCAAAGAUGGGAGUGGACAAAGAGGCGGGACUCAUUCACCUGGAGACCAGCGUCUCAGAAACACAGGCCCUGUAUGUCACCUGUAAGCUGCAGAACUGCACUGACGGCAACAAGGGGAAGCCGUUCCCCGGCUACAUUGACCCCAACUCCCUGGUGGUCCAGGACGAGUAUGUGUUUGUUCAGGUUACCACGGGUGGGAGGACCAUCUACUACGUGUCAUCGCAGCGGGACGUGUUCACCCCGAUGAGGCUCCCGAAAUACACUCUGCCCAAGGACCUGCACGUGAUCAGCACGGAUGAGAAGCGGGUUGUGGCGGCAGUGCAGGAGUGGAACCAGAACGACACCUUCAAUCUGUACGUGUCGGAGUCCGGUGGCGUCUACUACACCCUGGCCCUGGAGAACGUGAUGAGCAGCAUGGGGCCCGAGGGCAACGUCAUGAUUGACCUCUAUGAGGUGGCAGGAAUUAAAGGCAUGUUCCUGGCAAACAAGAAGCAGGAGAACCAGGUGAAGACCUACAUCACUUACAACAAGGGCCGCGACUGGAGACUGCUGCAGGCGCCUGAUGCCGACCUGAGAGGCAACAGCAUCCACUGCAUGCUGCCCUACUGCUCUCUCCACUUGCACCUCCACGUGUCGGCCAACCCGUACACAUCAGGAAACAUUGCCAGCAAAGAGUCAGCCCCCGGCAUCAUCAUGGCGUCAGGCUCUAUCGGUGCUGAGCUGAGCAGCAGUAACGUCAGCAUGUUCAUCACCUCUGAUGCGGGCAACACGUGGAGACAGAUUUUCGACGAGGAGUACAGCGUGCUCUACCUGGACCAAGGGGGAGCUCUGGUGGCCAUCCGACACACUCCACUUCCCAUCAGGCACCUUUGGCUCAGCUUUGAUGAAGGCAGGCUGUGGAACAAGUACAGCUUCACGUCAUCUCCUCUGUUUGUGGACGGCGUUCUGGGGGAGCCUGGAGAGGAGACCUUGAUCAUGACGAUCUUUGGUCACGUGAGCCACCGUUCUGAGUGGCAGCUUGUGAAGAUCGACUUCAGGUCCAUCUUUAACCGUCGCUGCACUGACGGAGACUACCAGACCUGGCACCUACAGAACCAGGUGAAGGUCUCAGACCCUGGGCAAAAUAGGAAUAUGUUGUCCCCAUGUUCAUAGACUGUGUGUCACUUUCGACUCGAUUAUGGCUACGAGAGGCGAAGUGACGGGAAGUGCUCCUCUGCCUUUUGGUUCCUGCCGUCGUCCAUGUCGAGGAGCUGCACAACGGCGAGCAGCUUCCUCAACAGCACGGGUUACAGGAAGGUUGUGUCCAAUAACUGCACGGGUGGUGUGGUGGACCUCUACACAGCUCGCAGGCAGCCAUGCCCCCGCAAGUCCCCUAGGGGGCUCCACCUGGUCACCAGUGAUGGCUCCCUCACUGCCACCGUCAACAGCAACGUCACCUUUCUGGUGUUCCUGGAAGAGGGCUCUGGUUCACGCACCACCAUCAUGCUGGACUUUGGCAACGGCAACACCAUCACCUACUCCAACAUCAGCACGGUGGAGGACGGCAUCAAGCACGUGUACCGGAGCGUGGGCAUCUACCGCGUGGCGGCCACCGCCCGCAACGACCUGGGCGCCGAGACGGUGGUGCUCUACCUCCACGUGACCUGUCUGCUGGAGCACAUCCACCUGGCCGCUCCCUUCGUGGCCGUCAAGAACAAAGAGGUGAACCUGACGGCCGUCCUCUGGCCCAGCCAGGUGGGCACAGUCACCUACAUCUGGUGGCUCGGCAACAACAGUGAGCCAGUGAUUACACUGGAUGGAAGCGUGGCCUUUACCUUCUCCAGGGAAGGCGUCAACGUCAUCACUGUGCAGGUGUCCGCCGGGAACGUCAUCCUGCAGGACAAGAAGACCAUCGCUGUCCACGAGUACUUCAAGUCCCAUCUGUUGGCCUUCUCCUCCAACUUGGAUGAGCACAACCCCGACGUGGCCGAAUGGAGACUGGACGUCAGCCGGGUCAUCAGGAACUCAGUGGUUCAAGCCACAGGUAUAGACCGGGAGCUGCUGCUGGUCACCGUGUUGCCGGGGCUCCCCACGACGGCCGAAUUUUUCCUGUUGCCGGACAAGCACAUCACCGAGGGCAAGCCCGAGAAGACCAGCACACACCUGGACGAGCUGUCUGAGAUGGUAUUAGGAGCCCUGAAUCAGAACCUGGUGCAGUUCACCCUGAGGCCAGGAGUCCAAAUCACUGUCUACGCUGCUCACUUAUCCGCAGCGCCUCUAGUGGACACCAGUGAGAACCACAGCGGCUCGGCCAUGCUGAUGCUCCUGUCGGUGGUGGUGGUGGGUCUGGCCGUCUUUGUCAUCUAUAAAUUCAAGAGGAAGAUCCCAGGCCUCAGCGUCUAUGCACAGAUGCAGAACGAAAAAGAGCAAGAAAUGAUCCAGAGCCCCGCGAGCCCCGCUGUGGACGCUGGCGCCGUCGCCACGGCGACGACGACGCCCACAGCGGCGGGGGCGGGGGCAGCUCUGCGUGCGGCGGUGGUGCCACCACGCCCGCCGCGGGAGUUGGCAGCGUCCUCGCUGAAGGCUCUGGACAUGGAGCUCGUCACUCAUCCCAUAGAAUGCAUUAAAUCUCAUUCACGAGUCAAAUUCUCAACAGAACUCCCCACGUACAUUGACGUCUGACGCCCUGGGUUCCACCCCGACAGAGAUAUCCUGUUUGUGUUCACGGACUUGUGGUUCUGACACAAAAAGGUUUUAAGCUUUAUACCUGUGCAUGAUGGACACUGCUGACACUAACUGUGCUCUGUGAAUACCAGAUUAAAAACUCUGUACAGGUUUCUUUUUUUUUAUACAUACAUGUCGUUUCAACAAAAAUGAAGCAUUUUUGCUUACAUUUAUUUAUAAAACUAUAAAGUACAUACUUCAGCAGAAGGAGAAGGACAGCAUGUACUAUUUAAAAAGAAAAAGAACAAAAAAAGGUUCGCUACUGUCUUAGCAUCUCCUUGCUUUAUUGUGUUGCUAAUAAUAGCAAUACAGUAUUUAUUCCUGAGUAUAUAUUAAAUAAAAGUCACAUUUAUUUUGUAAAACAUGAAUGUGUAUGCGAGAUAUUUGUGUAUUUUAAUAACAGACUAAACUGAAAUGCUAUCAGUUGUGUUAACAAUGCUGAAAAAAAGUUACAUUUAAACCCACUGUCUCAAGGCGAAACUUUGUGGCACAAAAACUCUUACUCCCGCAAUUUUGUUUUUAUUAUUUCAUUUCAUUGUUUUAUAGUGUUUGUGUUGAUGUUAAUAAUCAUAUUACAGGGUCUAAUACCUUUAUUUAUAGUCUCUUGUGUUGUUGCACUCUGCUGUAAUUUGCUACUUGUACAAUCUGUGCUCUAAUGUGUCUCAAAUUACAACAACAGAAUUAGAUCAUUGAGUCGCAUAACACCAUCUUUCAAUUCAUAAACCUUCUUCACUGGAACAAGG
Molecule: messenger RNA, 4812 nt
Organism: Alosa sapidissima (American shad)
Lineage: Eukaryota; Metazoa; Chordata; Actinopteri; Clupeiformes; Clupeidae
Product: VPS10 domain-containing receptor SorCS1
Exons: 26
Biological process (GO): post-Golgi vesicle-mediated transport
Cellular component (GO): membrane; Golgi apparatus
Molecular function (GO): protein binding
Source: RefSeq, a predicted model, not a curated record